CGCAGCCCCCAUGAGUCCCCUUCCGCGGUGGAGGCCCCCGGCGGGCAGGAAGAAGCAAAAGGCGGUGAGCCCAAGAAGGUGGAGGAGGAGGAGAUCGACAUCGACCUGAGCGCGCCUGAGACGGAGAAAGCCGCGCUCGCCAUCCAGGGCAAAUUCCGCCGCUUCCAGAAGAGGAAGAAGGAGUCGGGGCCCUGA
This is a messenger RNA of Phaethon lepturus (White-tailed tropicbird), 195 nucleotides long. RefSeq names its product Purkinje cell protein 4 like 1 (gene PCP4L1). The transcript is spliced from 2 exons. The record is from RefSeq and is a predicted model, not a curated record. The annotation marks the transcript as partial. Lineage: Eukaryota; Metazoa; Chordata; Aves; Phaethontiformes; Phaethontidae.